GAACGUUGCGAGAAGAUUUGCCAAAAGACAGGAAACUGUCGUAUUUGGUGGCGGUAGUUUCCGCCGAACCGAGCCAUUGACGAAAAAAGGUGGUUGUGUAAAUCCCCCCCGUGCCCUAUCCCUCCCCUCCCUGCUAGGUGAGAGCAAACUUUGGCCCGAGUUUGACUCACCAAGCAGCGGAUUCCCGUCAGGAAGUGGGCUACGGCUAUGGGCUGCGUGUCAUUCUUGAUGGCACGCAGAACAAGGAUGUACUUCAUCCAGUUCGCUUCGCUCUCUCCACUGCAGCAUUUGAAGAUGAUGCGGUUUUUGCUCCUGUGUCUGCUGCUGCCAACCGCCACUGUAUUUUCUGAUGAGAUUGAAGGAUCAGCUGCCGAUGUGCAGGACGAUGAGGAUCUGUUUGAGGGAGAUGAGAUGACUGAAGACCAGGACAAAAAUGAUCUAGACACAUUUGUGGAUAAAACCAAAGGUGCAGAGGACAAUACAGAUCAGUACACUCUGAUUGUCGUCAUUGUUGCAGUGAGUGUGGUGACUCUCUCAGUUGCAGCCAUUGUCGCUGUAAUGUUGGUCAGACGCCGCAUGCACAAACAACAGCAAGGGAUUUACUCUGUACCUACCGAGCAGGACCAGAAAGGGGCAGUCUAGUUCCUGGGAAAGAAGCUCAUAUGGAAGAGCGUCUCACAAGGCAAUCUCAUCUCACCGCGAGGAUUAUGCUUCUUUAAUAGCUCCGUGUAUUGCUCCUCCAAAACCUAUCAAUCCAUAAGUAAUGUUGUUAUAUACUUUCUUUUUCUUUGUCUCUGCUGUUUGCACCCAACAAAGACCCAAUUUGGGGAUAUUCGGAAUACGUUCAGACCUUCUAAUUGGAUUCUAUUUUAGGAAUCUAAAUCAAAAGCCCAUAAAUAUGGCUUAAUGCUUUUCUUUUAAAAGGAUUUUUUUUUUUUGGACUGCCAGAACUCCCCCUGGUGUUUUAUUAGCAAAAAUAAGCUCCGCAGUGAAAGAAUGUUUAAUUUGGUGCACGUGGCGUAGACUUAUCCAUGUGAAAUGGUCGUUGACUGAGACUAAACAUGCUAAUCCAAACUAAGCCAGCCAAGAGGGGCCACACUUGCGUCUCUGGGUCGCUUGACUGACAUUUUAUGUUCCUGGCCCAUUAAGACCGACAGCAGGCUGCGCAAUAGAAGAUGGAAAAAAUAAAAAAAUAUAUAUAUAUCCAUCCCUCCCUUUUAUUCUCAUCAGCCACUGGAAACUGUCAGGUUAAACACUCGCUCUCAAGGCGGCAAAUUAAUCGACGGUCGUGAAUGAGGAUGUUUCCUUUCCCCUUUCUGUUUUGGAAACUUCUCCCGGCAAUCUACCGUUUGCACAGCUUGUAAAUAGCCGCGCGACCGCCGAGGUGGCAGGUUAAUGGCUCGCAUUCGUUGGAGGAGAAGGCCGGGUGUGAAAAUCUCAUGAAUCAAAUAAAGCCUAAUGGACGAUCGGGGAACACAGCAACAAUACCACAAUUCCGUCCGCGCAAGAGCGAGAUGUUUUCCCCGCUGUGGUUUGAGCAGAAAUCAAUCAUUCCCUGCGAGGCAAAGCUUUCAUUUCGACAACACCGGCCGUUGGUUAUUUGGGGGAGGGAGACUCUUUGGAGCAAAGAUUGAAUUGGAAGGGGGCGCUCCUUUUCACUUUCAACUUGCCGUCUAAUGAGAAGGUUCUCCGAGAAAAAGGUAACACGAAAUCAAACUGUGCAUUCGGAAACCAAUAAGAUGCCACCUUACGUUUUCAUUACGGAUUGCAACACUUCCUAGCGCUGUCGACUUUUCAAAGGGACAAUGGAAUGAAACACUAUAUGGAAUAUUUCAGUUUGGCAUCCAAAUACCUACAUAACCUUUUUGAAUCAUUUCUAAACACUUGUACAGAAGUCUAAAAAGCAACACAUUUGGCGCAACUCCCAUCAUUCAGGAUGUAUCUGGUGUUUGUUUUGACCUGGCAGGACCUGAGCUUUGUCAAAUAUUGUCGCUUUUAAAUAUUCAAAGCAUCUGUUUGGGUGUGAGUUAUUUACUAAUGUGAUUGUAAAAUAUUAGUUUUGUAUGUGGGACGUAACUGUAAAUGUCCAUGUUUAUACGUGCCUUUUUGUAUGAUUCAAUUCUUUUUUCAAUGUUUUUUUUUUCUUCAAGUAACUAAAGCAUGCAAUGUUAUAAAUGACACGAUUUAAUAAAGGAUUUGGAAACAUUA
Syngnathoides biaculeatus (alligator pipefish) is the source of this 2208-nucleotide messenger RNA. RefSeq lists its product as uncharacterized. The coding region runs from base 208 to 642 and encodes 144 amino acids. NCBI's taxonomy places the organism in Eukaryota, Metazoa, Chordata, Actinopteri, Syngnathiformes, Syngnathidae. The record is from RefSeq and is a predicted model, not a curated record. The transcript has 8 exons.